Messenger RNA from Ostrinia furnacalis (Asian corn borer), 1913 nucleotides. Its product is annotated as predicted GPI-anchored protein 58. The coding region runs from base 112 to 729 and encodes 205 amino acids. The transcript is spliced from 6 exons. The record is from RefSeq and is a predicted model, not a curated record. NCBI's taxonomy places the organism in Eukaryota, Metazoa, Arthropoda, Insecta, Lepidoptera, Crambidae.
CGCGCUCGGCCAGACCAACCGUGGCCUCCGAGCGCAGUGCACCUACACCAUACCUAGCCGCCCCGCGGAGAAAGGAACUGCAACUUACGACAUCCGCGAACCGACAUCAACAUGAAGAUAUUACCUCUUAUCAUGCUGCUGGCGUGUGUGGCGUGGCAGGUAUCGGCGCGCGCGCAAGAUGAAGUUGAGCCAAGAGCGUCGCCUUCCCGCGGCCUGCUGAAGCGAGGGCUGGCAAAAAAGCCCUCGACGACGACCACUCCCGCUCCUCAGGAAGAGGAAUACGAAGAUGAAGGUGACUAUCCUGCCGAGGGAGAACAGGAGCCAUCCACAGAGGCGCCGCCCUCUUCCACGGAGGGCAAGAAACUUGUAGGCGGAGGCGUCAGGCCUUUCCGCAGCAACACUGACCUCCUCGAGACUUUGAAGAGAAGGAGAGCACAGGCUGCUGAAGCUAAGCACUCCAGCCACGCUCCCAUUGCCGCCGCCUCGCAGUCGGAGGAUGCCCCAACAGAAGCGCCUCCCAAGGGUAACUUCAGUAAGAAGAGGUUCAACAACGCCCCACCUGCGCGUGAGGCAACGUACGACGACGCACCUGCUCCCUCCAAGCCCAGCAGGGGGCGUUUCGGCAGACCGGCCGCACGGUCUAUCCCUGAACCCGAGAACGAGGAGCAGAAUGACGCUGCUCCUCCCACCAGGACUGGCAGGGGAUUCUCUCGAAGGGGGGGCUACUAAGUCCUAAAAAUACUCAUGUAAUCUAAUUCCUAAAAUCCUAUUCCCUAAUAUUCAACAUGGAGAAGCGAGACUAAUGACACCUUCAUGGCAUUCUCUUCAUUGCAUUUGGACAAGUAGUUAUUGAAAAACUGAUAUUCUUCAUGUAAUACUGACAAAUGACGAACAUAAAAGGAAAUUAGCUUUUUUAUACUUUUUUAUUCUCAAAUUAUUUUUUCACUACAUUCUUAGUUUUUCAAUUUUUCACUCUCCGAUAGAAUGACUCCAGAGGUGAUGUAAAUAAUAGUGCUGAUCAUAGUCUGCGCCGAUGGAAAUGGGAUAUCUUGCGAAUGCUUAAGGACGACUAAGAUUGGCCCCGAAUUGUCUUGUCCUUAGUGAUAUCAAUAGGUUUAUUGCUAACUCAGUCAGUGCCUGAGUUAGGGGAAAGGCCCAGGGACUGACUGAGAUAAGUGCUAGAACUAUACCUAAGUCGUAUCACAUUCGACCCGGAAAGGGAUCGUAACCGUUUCAACUCGAAGCGGUCAGUAAAUUCUUUGUAUGAAACUCCAUACUGCAACGCACACUUAUCGUAACGUAAACGCCUCGCCUCGCGGUUGACAGCGCCUUGUUGAUCACAUUCAGAGUUGAUAAAUCUGCUAUGACCUUAAAAUCACUGAGACAGUUCAAUCUACUAAGUAGAUUAAGAUCAUCUCAUUCGCAAAAAACAAUCCUUUUGGAACGGACUGUGGUUACCUCUCUGACAAUAUUAUAAACGCUUAAUAAUUCCAUGUUUUCUAUCUUUAUGUUUCUUUAAUUUGUGUAUUCAAUUUAAUUUAUUUUAAACUCUGCCUAUUAUUACUAUAUGACAAAGCCGAAUUAUGGCUGAAAGAUCACUAUGUUUUACAUUGUCUCUGGCGACCACAGAGAAUACCUCUAGGGAUUAUUAGUCAGUCGCAGAAGUAUUUUGUUACACAUGCGAAAUGGAUCUCAAUCGUUCGUAUAAUUGUCUCUCUCACUCGUUCAUACGUGUUUUCAACACCAAAGAUGAGACAAACAAAAUAAACAUUUCGCUGUGAAAGAAAGUGUUCAAGCCUCCGUGAUCCUCCCGUAUAAUAAGUAAACUGCCAUGUAUUUUAGUCUGGCUGAGGUUUAAAAUGAAUUAUUACAUGUUAAUAAGUACCUACUUUCUAUUUUUCUAUUGUAAAUUA